UACUUGGAAGUCACUACCAGUCACGGAUAUCCAGUUCAUCAUGCGCUUCGCUCUACUUGCUGUUCUCCUCAUCGGAGUGAUCUUCACCAUUGUGUCCGCCGGCGGAGGCGGAGGUGGCCAAGGAGGUUGGCAGAAGAAUGGCGGAGGAGGAGGUGGUGGAGGCCAAGGAGGAUGGCAGAAGAAUGGCGGAGGAGGCGGCGGUGGUGGCCAAGGAGGCUGGCAAAAGGGCGGCGGUGGCGGCGGAGGUGGCAAGCAUGGAGGUGGAAAUGGUGGUGGUGGCAAGCACGGAGGCGGCGGUGGAGGUGGUGGCAAGCACGGAGGCGGCGGUGGCGGUGGAGGAAAGCACGGAGGCGGCGGCUGGUAAAUACCAAAGAUCCCCAAGCGAACCACCGAAAAUACUCCAGCUACUACUAUUUAGGACCUGGUUCAAAGAGAGUUCUUUGGCAGCGUUGUCCUCCUAAAAGCAAUACCUAUCUCUCCUCUCUUCUGUACUCAAUUGCUUAACUAUGUGUUUUCAUUACUUCCUUGUUUAAUU
Molecule: messenger RNA, 535 nt
Organism: Drosophila santomea
Lineage: Eukaryota; Metazoa; Arthropoda; Insecta; Diptera; Drosophilidae
Product: glycine-rich protein DOT1
Exons: 1
Coding region: 41-364 (107 amino acids)
Source: RefSeq, a predicted model, not a curated record